This is a messenger RNA of Schizosaccharomyces osmophilus, 1548 nucleotides long. RefSeq names its product pyridoxamine/pyridoxine/pyridoxal transmembrane transporter. The transcript has 2 exons. The coding region runs from base 1 to 1548 and encodes 515 amino acids. Lineage: Eukaryota; Fungi; Ascomycota; Schizosaccharomycetes; Schizosaccharomycetales; Schizosaccharomycetaceae. Gene Ontology annotation, cellular component: membrane. Gene Ontology annotation, biological process: transmembrane transport. Gene Ontology annotation, molecular function: transmembrane transporter activity. The record is from RefSeq and is a predicted model, not a curated record.
AUGUCUUCUGAAGGGUCAAGUGAUAUUUUAAAAAAGGACGGUUCUAUUCGUGAGUCAGAAGAUUCAGUAUCGAUUCCCUCCGUUAUUCGGCCUUCCAUCGCAAAGUCGGAUAACAUAGAUUCCUAUGAUUAUCAAGAAAGUUCGGACUAUGCUCUACGGCUAGAGGAGAUCACCACCAAUCACCCAGCCCAUCCUCAGAAUUGGACAACUUGGAAGAAAGCAUGGUUGAUCGUUCUGACGACCUCUUUACAGGCAUAUGUCUUUUGGACGCCAAAUUUCUAUAGUGGUGUUUCAUCCGAAGUUAGCGAAGAAUGGAACCUUUCCUCACAGACAUCUUUGCUGGGUCAAAGUAUGUUUUUGCUCGGUGUCGCUUUGGGCCCCCUUGUGCUGGGUCCACUGUCCGAUUUGGUGGGAAGAAAAUUUGUUUACAUCGGCUCAUUGUUGGUUUAUAUAUGUUUUAACGUUUCGUGCGCAUUGGCAAUCAAUUAUCCUCAGCUUGUCAUUUCCAUGUUCAUUCUCGGUGCGGUUGGAUCCACUACAUUAGCCAAUGUAGCCGGUGGUGUCGCUGAUCUAUUGAGAAGCGAACAUUCCAAUUGGGGUAUGUACAUGUUCAUUUUCAUGUGCUCGGUUUCAAGCAUCGGUUCUCCAAUGGGUACUGCUGUUUCCGAAAAUCCAAAACUGGGUUGGCGAUGGCUUUAUUGGAUUAAUGUUAUUGUAGGAGGAUUUUUUCUACUUGUUUUAGCAUUCUCUCCAGAAACGCUUCCUGUAAUCGUAGUUGAACGACACGAAGCUCGUCAAAACAACAAACCUGUGUCCAUGUUCCCCAGACUAACUUUCAAAACCUUAAUCAAAAACACAUACUUUAUUUUAUCAGUGGCUCUGAAAAUCUUUUUCACAGAGCCCAUCGUUACAUCCUUAGGGAUCUACAACGGUUUCGUAAAUGGUCUUUUAUACUUCUUUUUGCAAGCUAUUUGGCCCGUCUAUGUAGAUAUCUACAAGAUGUCCGACAUGGCUGCUUCUUCCACUUAUUUGGCCGCAAUACCUGCUUGCAUUAUCCUCUUGUGGCUCGAACCCCUUCAGAGCUGGCUCUAUCGCCGUGAUAAACGCAUAAACAAGAAAUCUAGACCAGAAGCAAGAUUUAAGAUGACAAUAGCUUUGGUAUGGGGAUUUCCCGUCGGUAUUUUCAUGUUUGCAUUCUGUACCAAACCAAGCAUUCAUUAUAUCGUCUCUUUAAUUGCCCUUACCAUUUUUAACAUGGCCGACUAUCAUAUCUGGCAGGCAAUGCUUUUAUACAUCACAGAUUCUUAUCCAAGCGUUUCCGCUUCCGCUGUUGCUGCUUUUGAGCUUCCCUCCAACCUGGGCAGUACUGCCUUUGUUCACCUUAGCGCACUCAUGUUCAGCCGAAUGAAUAUUCACUGGGCUACUGCAGUGAUUGGUUUCGUUUCUUUACCUUUAAUUGCUUUGAUUUAUGUCCUGUACUUUUUUGGACAUCGCAUUCGCUCUCGAAGCAAGCUUGCUACCCGUCAUUUUAUCCAACUGGAUUCUUAG